Molecule: messenger RNA, 1822 nt
Organism: Monopterus albus (swamp eel)
Lineage: Eukaryota; Metazoa; Chordata; Actinopteri; Synbranchiformes; Synbranchidae
Gene: lrit2
Product: leucine-rich repeat, immunoglobulin-like and transmembrane domains 2
Exons: 3
Coding region: 4-1701 (565 amino acids)
Molecular function (GO): protein binding
Source: RefSeq, a predicted model, not a curated record
UACAUGCUGCUUAUAGUCUUGUUAAACAUUCAGGUAUAUGAAGCUUAUUCUCACUGUUUACGCGGGUGCAGCUGUGUAGAAGACCGCCACGGAAGGUCGCUAGUAUGUAUGGAGGAGAGUGCGUUUGGGGCCAUACCAGAGAAUCUUCCAGAUGAUAUGACCAAAAUACGAAUAGAAAAAUCUCACUUUACUGAAAUACCCAGAGGGGCAUUCUCCAAAACGCCUGGCUUGGAGAACCUGUGGUUGAACUUCAACGAUAUCAGAGUGAUACAUUCAAAGGGUCUGGAGGGUUUGGGAAACUUGACCGAGCUCCGUCUACUAGGGAACAAGCUGCGUUCAGUACCAUGGACAGCGUUCGAGGACACGCCGACUCUCAAGAUCCUGGACCUGAAGCACAACCAGCUCGACGUCCUGCCGGAGCAUGCGUUGAAGUUUUUGCCAGGUCUGACUUACCUGGAUUUAUCUUUCAAUCGGCUUACGGUCAUAUCGAAGGAGGUCUUCCAGAACUGGCCCCUCUAUCAAAAACUACAGCGAAUGGAGGAGCGGGUGACGACCGCUUUAGAGCCGAACGUCGUCCUGGCGCUGCACGACAACGCAUGGCUCUGCGACUGCCGCCUGAAGGGCUUCGUGGAGUUCAUCAAGUCCCUAAGCCCCCCAAUUAUACUGAUGAACUCCUACUUGACCUGUUCAGGGCCAGUCUUUAGAGAGGGCAAGUUCUUCCAUGAGCUAGAGCUGCAGGCCUGCAUGAAGCCUGCGGUCAGCACCCCUUUCUCAAACAUCAGCCUGACUCAGGGCACGAACCUCACACUGCGCUGCCUCGCUAAGGCCAGGCCAGAACCCGGGGUGUGGUGGACAUAUGGCCUGAAGUUAAUCAAAGGAUUUCAUGAGUCUCAGGAAAGAGGGGAUGAAGACACCAUUAGAUCCAUCCUGGCAAUCCCCUCCCUCUAUGUGGCUGACCGCGGUGUUUACACCUGCACUGCUGUCAACUUUAUUGGAAACUCCUCUGUUAGCGUCUUCCUUGAUGUUCACUCUCCUGGCGCCUCCCAGUCGUCACUCCUUCCUGGCUUCCCGGCUGCACCUGUUGCUGGUAAUGAAAAUGUCUAUAUUGACAUCCGCAUCACUAAACAGACAAUACGUGGUAUUUCCAUUGAGUGGCAUGCCGUUUUGGAUCACCCCUCUGAAGCCUGGUUCGCCAUCCACUUUGGCCGUGCAGACGCCGAUAGAAAAGAAAUUAUUUACAUUGGUCCAGGGAUUCACUCGUACUCUGUCUCAGAUUUGAUGCCUGCUACUAAAUAUGAAAUCUGUGUAACCCUUAAGAACCAGACACCACAUCCAGGCCAGUGCAUUGUGUUUGUAACAGGAAGUGACAUUACAGAGAUGGAACAGAGGGAGAAACUGAUUCAUAUCUUGGUGAUAGUUUUAGCCAUGGUGCUGGCAGUGCCUAUUGGUAUGUAUGCCUGCACCACUGACACUAGGUUUGCUUGUUUGGAGGGUAUCAUGGAGUCCUGGAAGAACUGGCGGCAAGAAGGUAGGCUGUCAGGGAUGGAGAGGCAAGGUACUUUCGACAGCCUGCAGGCGGCCAGUGAUGAGGGCCUGGUUAAUAAAGAUUCUACUGAAAACAGGAAGGUGAGGAGGAGAUCAGAUGACAAACCGCAUAAGGCCAAAACUGACCACAGCAGACUCACAGCUGAACUAUAUUAGACUACUAUUUGUUAAAUCAGCAUGUGAAAGCAUGAGACCAGUGUCUCCCACUGUAUCAGUCCUUUUUGUAAAGUACAAUAGGUGCUGACUUUGAUACUGAGAACUACAAUAUGAAUUAUCA